Molecule: messenger RNA, 1050 nt
Organism: Eimeria necatrix
Lineage: Eukaryota; Apicomplexa; Conoidasida; Eucoccidiorida; Eimeriidae
Exons: 3
Coding region: 1-1050 (349 amino acids)
Biological process (GO): positive regulation of DNA-templated transcription
Cellular component (GO): SWI/SNF complex
Source: RefSeq, a predicted model, not a curated record
AUGACUGCGGGCCGCACCCCGGCCAAGCCGCAGCGGCAGAGAGCAGCAGACGGCCUCUUCCGCUGCUACAGAUGCCCCGGCGAGUUUGCUGCUGCUGCAGCACGAGAAAAGUGCUGCCGCAGCUGUUUGCUGCUGCUGGUCCGGCGCGCCUUUGCUGCAGAGUUCGCUGGCUUGCGGCAGAAGCUCGCGGAAGAGCAGCAGCAGCAGCAGCAGCAGCAGCAGCAGCAACAGCAGCAGCAGCAGCAGGAUGGUAGCGCAUGCAGCAGCAGCAGCAGCAGCAGCAGCAGCAGCAGCAGCAGCACAGAAGGGCCGCCGCUGUACAUUGCGCUCUCAGGCGGAGACGCGAGCCUCUCGCUGCUGCACUUGGCGGCGGAAGCAGUUCAGAAGCGGCAGCAAGUGCGGCGCAUGCAGCAGCAGCAGCAGCAGCAGGGGGCUUUGCCUUCGAACUGGAAGCAGCAAUUAAGGCCCAGUGGCCCGCCCGUCCGGGCGCUGCGGGCUUUCUGCGCGCAGCAGCGGCUGCUGGGGUGUACGUACACCCCAGUUGUCUGCAGCGGCGAGUCCACUUCUGCUGCAGCUCUUUCGGUCUUGGAAAGAAUUUGCUACGGAGAGGGCAGACUGCUGGCCAUGGAGGCGGCCCCCGUGGACGACAGGGAGUGCCCCGUCUUCCGCCUGUGCCGGCCUCUGGUGUCUCUACACAAAAAGGAAUUGGCCCUUUUUCGCCUCUUCGAAAAACUCCCCCAAAUCUCCACAAAACCCUUUUCGCUUUUGGGGGACUUUCUGUAUGUUCCCAAGCCCCCACACGCCCUGGGGGCCCCCCAGGGGGCCCCCCCGGGGGGCCCCCGGGGGGGCCCCCAGGGGGCCCCCCAGGGCUGCCCUCAGGAGGGCCUCCAAGGGGGCCCCCAGGGGGGCCCCCAGGGGGAACCCCAAAAGGGCUUUCAAGGGGCCCCCGUUGGAGGGGGAGGGUUUGUUUUUGAAUGGGCGGAGUUCUGUGCUGCUGGAGCUUUGGGAGUUUCUGUCGGGGGUUUGCUGCAGCAACGGGGCCUCUCUUAA